This is a messenger RNA of Carassius carassius (crucian carp), 1430 nucleotides long. RefSeq names its product regulator of microtubule dynamics protein 2. Gene Ontology annotation, molecular function: microtubule binding. The record is from RefSeq and is a predicted model, not a curated record. Gene Ontology annotation, cellular component: mitotic spindle pole; spindle microtubule; cytoplasm. The transcript has 11 exons. Bases 92 to 1288 code for a protein of 398 amino acids. Lineage: Eukaryota; Metazoa; Chordata; Actinopteri; Cypriniformes; Cyprinidae.
AGGGCGGAACCUUUAGCAUCAAGCACGGAUUCAAAUACGGAUUAUUUUUGCAGACGCACCGCUGCGCUCAGGAGCGAUUGAACAGUUGAGGAUGGCUCAAGCGGACAGCAGGGCUCUGGCUUUGGGAGUUCUGGCAGGGGCUGCUGGGAUCAGCUUGGCGAUUGUCUGCUUCCGCAAAAUAGGAGCAGGCGGUGGCAGAGUCCUACACCUGAGCAGCAACAGAGAUCACAUGGCAGGCAGCCUGGGUCUACAGACGGGCCAGGCGGAGGUGCUGGAUCGGCUGGGGGCUCUGAUCCACUGUGUGUCUGAGCUCAAAGAGGAGGUAAAAGCCUUGAAGGAUGCACUUCCACACCUGCAGGACAACGUCAGAGAUCAGCUGAGGGGCCGGAGCAGAGACGAUAUCAGUGCUCGCAAAGCAAGUCCACUUCAUCGAACUCCCACCAGGAGAAAAAGAGCAGGUGUCUCAGACAGAAGUGAAGAACAAAGCUCAGAAGAGGCAGAGAGUGAAGGAGGGUAUAUAACAGCACUGACAGAUUCUGAGGAGGAGGAAAGUGACGAUGACCAAAGGCCACUGCAGGAGCCGGUGGAUGAGCUCACAGCCCUGCUGCAGAAAGCAGACCGACUGCACAGCUGUAACGGGGCAGAGAAAGCACAAGGCCUGAAUUUUCUGCUGGAGAGGAAAGCAGAGUUUGAUCAGAAGUGCCAGUACCUUUGGCGGUUGUCUAGAGCCUAUGCAGAUGCACAUGAUUUUGCUGUAGACCUUGCAGAGAAGAAGAGCUGCGCUGAGAAUGGAAAAAAAGUUGGUGAGGAGGCCAUUUCCAUCAAUCCACAGUGUGCUGAAGGUCAUCAGUGGUAUGCUAUACUCUGUGGGCUUCUGUCAGAAUAUGAAUCUAUUCAGAAUAAAAUAAAAAAUGGUUAUCUUUUUAAGGAUCAUCUGGAUAAAGCAAUUGAGCUGAAGCCUGAAGAUCCUCUGUCGUAUUACUUGCUGGGCCGCUGGUGUUAUGCUGUGUCACAAUGUACGUGGAUAGAGAGGAAAGUCGCUGCUACUUUGUUUGGAGAGCCACCCAGUGCCACAGUCCAGGAGGCCCUGCAGAACUUCCUCAAGGUAGAAGAGAUCAGUCCCAAGUAUUCAAAAUUCAACUAUGUGUUUUUAGCCAAGUGUUACAAAGACUUGGGUCAGAUGAGUCAAGCCCAACAGAUGUGUGACGCUGCCUCUGCAAUGAACAUUCAGACUAAAGAGGAUGAGGAGGCACAGAAGGAACUGGACUCUUUUGUUGCAUCACUUUAACAAGUCUCCAACAAAAGCUGUCUGUCUUUGUGUUCCGUCUCUUUGAACUCUACUGUGACUGUUUACCCACAAACCCAACAUAUGAGCUACUAAUGUUGGCCAGGCCACGUUAUUCCUCUAUUAAAGGGGAGACCAGCAGCAA